UGAAUCUGAGGAAAGGACCAGAAUCAGGUGAUUUUUAAUCUUGACUAUAUUAUUCAAAUCUUAUAGACAUAUUCAUGUUGACAUGUGAAUCGACCGCUUGUCUUCCAGCACAGUAUUGAGAGGGAUUUUCCAGAAUGGAGAUGUUGAGGAUCACUGAAGCUCUUCUCCUGAUGUUAGCAGCUCUUCUCCAGGAUCACACCGCCGCAGCUGCUGAAGCACAGGGUUUUCCUCUGGAUAUGGCGCUGAGUUCAGUGGAUGAUCAAUUCUCCAUCUGCAGAGCCAAAAUGUCACGUCUGGUGGAGAAAACAUAUCUGAAAGAGGAAAGAUCGAACUCAAAUAUAUUUAAUGAGCUUUGGCGAGUAGGUGAACAGAAAGCGGUGCGUGUUCGCAAUUUUCUUAGAAGGUUUAAGAAGAAACAUUCGAUUGCCAUCUAUGUAUAUACGUCCGCUAGUAAGGAUGUUAAUAAGGUUGUAUAUCCUCAAUUCAAUAACGACACGCGUAAUGGCAAACAAAACUACACUCUUAACAGAUACAGAUGGUAUUCGCUUUACUUUCUGUUGACUGAUGCGGUUCAGAUUCUGAGGAAGGAGCAGAAAAACAAGUGCUAUGAUACAUAUCGCGCUACAAAAUCAACAUUUAAUCUCCACAAGUCUAAGGAAAUUCGUUUUGGCUCGUUUACAUCCACGUCUCUUGAUUUCAAUCAGGCGAAACGGUUUGGCAAAGUUUCUUGUUUUAAGAUCCACACUUGUGAGGGUGCUGAUGUGACUAAAUAUUCUAGUGUUCAGUUUGAACAAGAGGUGCUGAUCCCUCCGUAUGAGAAGUUUAGAGUCACCGCUGUCUUGACAAAAACAGAUGGAUGUGAAACUGUGUAUAAACUGGAGAGCUCUGGGAAAAGAAGUGACCUGGACUGUGCUCUGUUCAGGAAAAAUACACUCUUUCCCCAAACUCUUGACCCGGCGGACAGGGGUUCACAGAACAUUCUGUAA
This is a messenger RNA of Danio aesculapii, 986 nucleotides long. Its product is annotated as NAD(P)(+)--arginine ADP-ribosyltransferase 2-like. Gene Ontology annotation, molecular function: NAD+-protein-arginine ADP-ribosyltransferase activity; NAD+ poly-ADP-ribosyltransferase activity. Lineage: Eukaryota; Metazoa; Chordata; Actinopteri; Cypriniformes; Danionidae. The record is from RefSeq and is a predicted model, not a curated record. The transcript has 2 exons. Bases 135 to 986 code for a protein of 283 amino acids.